AUGGUUGUCAAACCGCCGCAGGGCAGCUCGCCCUACCCCAAGCAUGACUUGUCCCAGUUCCCCUCGGCCCUCAAGGGCAAGCGCAUUCUCCUCUGCACCGAGUCGUUCGGCCCUGUCAACGGUGUUAGUCGCACGACUCUGAUGUUGGUGACCCAUCUGCGCGAUCAUGGCGCUCAGGUCGCUGUCGUUGCGCCUCAUAACCACACCAAGCACAACACCUUCACGCCGCCUUCAUCGCCCUUGAUGUCGCCUGCCGACAAGCAACCCGAGGUCCGCGUCACCGGCUAUCCUCUCCCUUUCAACCCGGAACUCUCCAUUGUGUACCCAGUGCGCAACUCGACGCUAUACGCGAAGACCUUUGGUGACGAUGCGCCACCGGAUCUGAUCUAUCUCGCUUCGCCCGCGAGCUUGGGAUUCCAAGUCAUGCUCCAGUUGCGACAGCAGCCCAAGGAGAACCAGAUCCCCGUCAUCUGCAACUUUCAAACUGAUCUUGCCGGCUACUGCGCCAUCCUCUUCCCCGCCCCGCUGAGUUACUUUGCCGUUUUCGCCUUCGCGGCUGUGCAAAGCUACUUGUUCCGACAUGCCUCGGUCAAGACCAUUUUCUACCCAUCGACAUUCGUGAAGCGAUACCUUAUCGGCCAAAACGUUCAAGAAGACAAGCUCGAGGUUUUGACCCGCGGUGUCAACACGGACAUGUUCAACCCGAGGAGGAGAAGCGAGGAACUGCGAAAACAACUGGCGCCGAAUGGAGAAAUCAUCUUUGUGACCGUCUCCCGCAUCGCAGGUGAGAAGGGUUUCGAUUUCCUCGCCAAGGCUGCCAAGGAGCUUGACGCGAGGGGCUUGAACUUCAAGCUUUACAUCGUGGGCGGCAACCGAAAUGCCGACGUCGAGCGAGAAGUACACGAAAUGUUUGACCCUCUGAGGGAGAGCGGCAAGGUCGUUUUUGCGGGAUUCAAGGUUGGAGAGGACUUGGCCACUGCCUAUGCCAGCGGCGAUGUCUUUUUGCACUGCUCCGUGACCGAGACCUUUGGCUUGGUGGUCCUUGAGUCUAUGGCUAGCGGCGUCCCCGUCAUUGCCCGCGAUGAAGGUGGCCCGUCGGAUAUUGUUCAGCACGGCGACAACGGCUUCCUCAUCCCCCCCAACGACCUCGACGGCUUCGUUACCAAAGCCAUGAAGCUUGGCCAGGACCACGCUCUCCGCACCAACAUGGGCCACGCGGCGAGAACUGCCGCUUGCGAAGCGACCUGGGAGAAGAUCAACAACAAGGUCGCAUGGCGCAUGGCCGACACCAUUGCCGAGAGACAACGCGAGAUGACGGGUCCUCAGACCCAGCAGCUGAGCAAGGUCGGCCUCGACGCCCAACAGCUCAUCCCCAUCUACGGCUGGCUCAUGAUGAACGAUGCCAUGCGAGAGAACAUCACCCGACGCAUCGUGGACGCACGCCUCAUGGGCGGAUUGGGCGUCAUCAUCUCCUUCUGGAUGGUCACCGGCUGGUAUAUGGUGUUUACCGAGUGCUUCCUCUGGGCCAAGGGCAGGUGGAGGGAAGCGGAGCGCACUAGGCGGGGUUCGAUUUCGGCGUAG
Molecule: messenger RNA, 1581 nt
Organism: Ilyonectria robusta
Lineage: Eukaryota; Fungi; Ascomycota; Sordariomycetes; Hypocreales; Nectriaceae
Product: family 4 glycosyltransferase
Exons: 1
Coding region: 1-1581 (526 amino acids)
Molecular function (GO): glycosyltransferase activity
Source: RefSeq, a predicted model, not a curated record